AUGACGUUCAAGGCUUACUGUACUGCCCUGUUGUUAUCCCUACUGCUCAGAAUGGCACCACACUUACAAGAGCUGUCACCUCGCCGUUGCGACCAGUGCCACGACACCACCUAUAUUCUUCAACGCGUACUCCCUGUCGUCAUUCCGAUCGCUUUGAUCCUCAUUCUUGGCCUGGCAUACUGCUUCUGCACUCCUUGCAGACAUUGGCGAGAACAGCGAAGGCAGAGGAGGCGCGAAGCAGAAAAAGCCGCCGCCAGGCAGCGAGGGCAAUGGAGACGCGAGAGGUUGCAAGCCAUGAAACAGAAGGAUAGAAGUGAUGAACUGGAGCAAGACGGCGGCCCUAUUUCCAUCGGAGAGUACGAAGAACGUCACAAUAGCGCUGGGAACAAAACUGUCAAGCCAGAGAAACCACCUCCAACCUACCAUGCCGCUACUGGCCAGACACCACCAAAGGUCUACCGAGACCCGAACCCUAAUAGCAUGCUUAAUGUUUAA
Clonostachys byssicola is the source of this 495-nucleotide messenger RNA. The record is from the annotation of a GenBank genome assembly. NCBI's taxonomy places the organism in Eukaryota, Fungi, Ascomycota, Sordariomycetes, Hypocreales, Bionectriaceae.